Messenger RNA from Pangasianodon hypophthalmus (striped catfish), 1693 nucleotides. RefSeq names its product cyclin A1 (gene ccna1). The transcript has 9 exons. The coding region runs from base 222 to 1421 and encodes 399 amino acids. Gene Ontology annotation, molecular function: cyclin-dependent protein serine/threonine kinase regulator activity. The record is from RefSeq and is a predicted model, not a curated record. Gene Ontology annotation, cellular component: cytoplasm; nucleus; cyclin A2-CDK2 complex. NCBI's taxonomy places the organism in Eukaryota, Metazoa, Chordata, Actinopteri, Siluriformes, Pangasiidae. Gene Ontology annotation, biological process: mitotic cell cycle phase transition; regulation of cyclin-dependent protein serine/threonine kinase activity.
ACCUUCCCGAGGUUCUCCAUUUACACAUGCGCUUUUAUUGGUCGAGUUACUGACCUCAAUGCCGACCUGCAGCUAUAAAGUGACUGGAAAGCGGCAGUUAGGGUUAGAGUAGUGUUUUAAUCGGCUGCUUGGUCUCUGCAUAUAAGAGGAUUCACAGGUUGAACUUGCAAUUAAACCCAAGUGGCUUCUAGACUUGGUGUUUGUCCCGACCAUUUUGGAAGAUGAGCUCCAGUGGCCUUGCUCCGUUCGCCAGCCAGGAGAACAUCUCUGCUCAGGGAAGGGUGGAUGGUCCUCGUGUAAAGGCUGGCCAAAGGGUUGUACUGGGUGUUUUGACUGAAAAUGAUCACCAUAGAAGAAGUAACCAGGGUGUUCCAGCUAAACAUGGAUCAGCACUGCAUAACGUGUCUGCCCAUGGAAAUGACGCCCUGUCUUAUCGGCUCUCUUCUGCCAUUGGUGUCAGGGUGGCUGAACCAGUUGAGGUGCAAGCUGCUAAACCUACUGGAGAGCAGUCGGCUGUUUCUCUUCAUCCUUCAGAGCUUCAGAUUUUGACUGCUGUUAAUGACUUUACCUCAGGCUCAAGUUUGGAUGCUUCUAUGCAGUCCCUGCCAGAGGAAGAACCAGUCAUUUCUGAGGACUUCUUGUCUGUUGCUGAGUAUGCAGAUGAUAUCCAUAAUCACCUGCGAGAAAGUGAAUUGAGAUAUAGGUCAAAGCCUGGUUACAUGAGCAAGCAGCCAGACAUCACCAGCUGCAUGAGGGUCAUCCUUGUUGACUGGUUGGUUGAAGUUGCUGAGGAAUACAAGCUAUGCUCCGAGACUGUGUCUCUGGCAGUGAAUUACUUGGACCGCUUCCUCUCCUGCAUGUCUGUUCUCAGAGGGAAACUUCAGCUUGUGGGGACUGCUGCAAUCCUUUUGGCUGCAAAAUAUGAAGAGAUUUAUCCUCCAGAGGUGGAUGAAUUUGUCUACAUCACAGAUGACACCUACACCAAAAAGCAGCUCCUGCGUAUGGAGCACCUUAUGCUCAAAGUGCUGUCCUUUGACAUGACCGCACCAACAAGUCACCAGUUUCUGAUGCAGUACCUUUUGGAGGGAACUGUCUGUGCUAAAACUGCAAAUCUUGCUUUGUAUGUUUCAGAACUGAGUUUGCUUGAAGUGGACCCCUUUCUGCAGUAUCUUCCGUCCAUGAUUGCUGCUGCGGCUUAUUGUUUGGCAAACUACACUCUCAACAGAGCCCUAUGGCCUGAUUCUCUGUAUGCUUUUACUGGCUACACUCUGGCAGAGAUUGCACCAUGUCUGAUUCAGCUCCAUCAGCUCCACUUGGCUGCAAAAAGUCGGCCUCAGCAGGCCAUCUAUGAGAAGUACAAGAGUGCAAAGUACUGCUGUGUAUCCCUGAUUAAACCAGUGGAGACUUUGCCAUUGCAUUGAUGUCCAGUGAAUUUGAACCAAGAACCUGCAGCACUUGCUCAUCCAUAUGUAAAUACUGCAUGAGCUGUCAAGAUUUUUUUUUAAACCUAUUGAUUUUAAUUUUUAUGUGAUUUUUAUCAUAGUUCAUAAUGACUUAAGUCGGCAAUAAAAUGCUGCAACUUGUUCUCUGUACAGGCAUUGGGUAUGACCUGUCUGUACCCAUUACCACCCUAGUACUGUCCUGCAGAAUCAUGCUUUUUUUUUUUCCUCAAUAAAUGAAACAAGUUGCCAUA